AUGGCCUCAGCUGGCGGAUCCCCGGGUGUCUAUACGACUGCUUUAAAGAGGGACCCGUCUUCAACAUUUUAUGCCUACCCGCCGGGACUGGCUGUGAUAAAGGAGCAACGCGAAGUGCUUGACUCUUCGUAUGGAGGCCAAGUCAGUGCGGAGCAAUUCACACAAGACUUGGCUUUAAUGGCAUUAAUGGACAAUCUGCCGGUGGAUUUUGCUACGAAACCAGGAAUGCAGUAUAUGAUAGGCCAUUUGCUUGGGAACCAGAAAAUACCUCUGCCAAGUGAAGAAGCAAUGGGGAAAAGUAUCCUUUCACUAAAGGAGAACGUGUUUCAGUCUAUCAAAGUCUUGGUAUCCAGAGCGAAGAGUGUCGCCGUAUCGCUUGAGUUUUGGCAGCUUCCGUCAUCUACAACACCUAAGCCGACUCAGUAUCUGGCUGUAAAGAUUCACUUUAGUGUGAAUUUUAAGCUAUUUGAAAUUGCUGUUGGAGUCACAUCACUGGAAGAACCAUGUAAAGUGGAGACAAUCAAAAAUAUAGUCGACUCUUACUUGGAACGACUAGGUAUCAAAGACAAAAUUAUCGCUUUUAUUAAGGACGAACUGCCUGUAACAAUUGAGCUCAAAGCUUCCGAUAUUCCAUCGCUCUUUGUACCUGUCAACUUCGACGGAAGGGCUUUAUCUGAGGCAGCACAAAACACACUUCUUCUCACAUCUGCAGUUCAGCAUCUGCGUGUCUGUCUCACUCGAGAUAUUUUUGUCAAAGCGUUCCCAGAUGUUGUGACUCAAGUCGACGAAUUUAUGGCUCGACUCAAGGAUAGUGAGGAGGUGAUGCUUGCCUUGAGUCGAAAAUGCCCACAGUUCCAUGCUAAGCUUUUAACUAAAGAUUCCGAAUCAAUGUCGUAUCAUGACUUUCUGAGAAAUUUUAUGGAAUACCUGCCAACACUCGAGCAGAUUGCAAACGCAAACCUAGUGAACAUCUUGUCUACGUCAACUGUUGAGUUCAUCAGGCUUUUAAUUAAGAAGUUACGACCAUUUUCUCGAUACUCGGAGGCGCUUGAGGGAGAGAAAAACAAAAAAACAGGCAGCGACAAAGAGGUACACAAGAACGGUAUUUCGAGUAUAUCAACGAUCGCGGCGGCUUUGGUCACGUAUGCAGAGAAGCAAGCACAGUCUCCAGCACUACCACCCGUUUGCUACGCAGCGACACUUUUUGACCCGCGUUACAAAAAUCGGGAUUAUUGUUAUUUGUCCUACAUAUCUGAGUGUGAGAUUGGUAAAAAGUAUUUGCGUCGUAUAAUUGUACAAGAAGACGAGGUCGUGCAAUCAUCGAAUCGCUCUGGCCCCACAGUACUGUCAGGAUCUGACGCAAUUUCGGUGGCCAGAAUGGCGGCAUCUACGUUUGCAAAUGGUAAGGAGCCUCCCUGUUCUUUGGUUCACGAUGAAGCUCUCGCCGACGACGGAGAUGAUGACCUGCUUUCGCAUCUGCCGUCAGAAACAUCGAGGUCUUCUAUUCAAGGUGAUUAUGAGGUGGUCACAACGUGGGAAAAAGAGUUGAGCGCAUUCCUGAGCCUACCAGUUUCGGAACGCAAUGUCGACCCGUUAUCAUGGUGGAAACUAAACCAAUUGCGUUUUCCACUGAUUGCACCAUACGCGGAAAUGGUGCUUUCGCUGCCAGCUGCCUCCUCAAGUGGCGAAAGUAUUCGUAGCAAUGUACACCGCGUACUUUUGCGCACUGAAGGCCCAGCACGCGAGGCUGCGCUGGCCGACAAUUUAGCUAUUGCUGAAGCAUUUUUGUGCUUCCAAGUUAACAAAGACUUUGCGAUGGACUGCUUUGGAUCAAGACCCAAUUCCGACGGUAUGGCCGAAAGCGUAGGACUGAACACAGAUUUUGAAAACAGCGGAACGAGUUUCAAACAUUUUGAGAAUGUGUGA
Plasmopara halstedii is the source of this 1926-nucleotide messenger RNA. Its product is annotated as zinc finger bed domain-containing protein 1-like. Gene Ontology annotation, biological process: regulation of transcription by RNA polymerase II. Gene Ontology annotation, cellular component: nucleus. NCBI's taxonomy places the organism in Eukaryota, Oomycota, Peronosporomycetes, Peronosporales, Peronosporaceae. Gene Ontology annotation, molecular function: protein dimerization activity. The record is from RefSeq and is a predicted model, not a curated record. The transcript is spliced from 2 exons. The coding region runs from base 1 to 1926 and encodes 641 amino acids.